AUGGUCGAUCUCUACUUCUACCGCGAUCCCGAGGCCGAGGCCGAGGAGAAGGUCGAGGAGGAGAAGGCCGUCGUCGAGGAGGAGGCUGCCGUUGUCGACCCUGGCUUCAACGCUACUGGUGGUGACUGGGAUGCUGCCCCUGCUGGCUUCGCUGGCGCUGCUGCUCCCGGCUGGGAGGGUGCUGGUGAGGACUGGAGUGCGGCCCCUGCUCCUACCGCCGCCGCCGGUGGUGAGUGGGGUGCUGAGACCGCCGUUGCUCCCAAGGACUCUCAGUGGUAG
Parascedosporium putredinis is the source of this 279-nucleotide messenger RNA. Lineage: Eukaryota; Fungi; Ascomycota; Sordariomycetes; Microascales; Microascaceae. The record is from the annotation of a GenBank genome assembly.